AGAUACUGUGUUUAUCACGUUUUGGAAGGAAAAGGAAAUCGCGUCAUAUAUCUGCCAUAUCUGAUAGUCGACGCGGGAAAAUGAGAUGGCUCUGCCUAAUAAAGGUACGGUGGAGAAAACACGUAGCCCUCCUGUGAAGGUGCUUUCUGGCCAGCUUCGCGAUGCUAAAAGUCGCAUCACUGGACCAAAUGGGAAGGCCGAAUUCAGCAUAAAGAGACUUGGUCAAGGGAACCCCCUCUGUGUGUCCAUUGUGUGGAUGCAAGGGACUGUGGUCGAAGUUCAGCCAGAUCAUAACUCCGUUGUUCUCUUGGACGAGACUGGUAACUUUGUUGUCGUUGGCGUUAAUAACAUACCAAAAGGAAAACCAUGUCUAAUUCACGGUAAAUAUGUCAUGGUGAUGGGUGUACUCCAGACCCACAGUCCGGAACCUGUGCUUCGAGCAGUAAAAAUGGCUGACCUUUCUGAUAACUCUUUGAUUCAAAAGAGAAUGUGGAAAUAUGAAGUCGAGGACCUGCAGCAAACUUUACCUUAGUAUGUAUCCAGCUUGUUAGUGUCUGUUCGCAUCAUUUGUACAUUGCUCUUAACCUUUUAAAAAUACUUUGUCAAAA
Messenger RNA from Clupea harengus (Atlantic herring), 608 nucleotides. It is a transcript of the gene rmi2, whose product is annotated as RecQ mediated genome instability 2. Gene Ontology annotation, cellular component: nuclear speck; cytosol. Gene Ontology annotation, biological process: regulation of sister chromatid segregation; negative regulation of double-strand break repair via homologous recombination; DNA repair. The record is from RefSeq and is a predicted model, not a curated record. NCBI's taxonomy places the organism in Eukaryota, Metazoa, Chordata, Actinopteri, Clupeiformes, Clupeidae.